Molecule: messenger RNA, 409 nt
Organism: Staurois parvus
Lineage: Eukaryota; Metazoa; Chordata; Amphibia; Anura; Ranidae
Source: the annotation of a GenBank genome assembly
AUGCAGACUGCUUCUACAAACAUUUGUGAAAGACUGUGCAAUAAGUCUAUCCGUGAAAUUUCCUGGCUACUAAAUAUUCCACGGUCAACUGUUAGUGGUAUUAUAACAAAGUGGAAGCAACUGGGAACAACAGCAACUCAACCACAAAGUGGUAGGCUACAUAAAAUGAGAGAGCGGGGUCAGCUCAUCCUGAAACGCACAGUGAGCAGAAGUCACCAACUGUCUGCAGAGUCAAUAGCUAAAGACCUCCAAACUUCAUGUGGCCUUCAGAUUAGUCCAACAACAGUGCAUAGAGAGCUUCAUGGCAAGGGUUUCCAUGGCCGAGCAGAUUCAUCCAAGCCUUAGAUCACCAAGUGCAAUGCAAAGCGCGGGAUGCAGUGGUGUAAAGCACGCCACCACUGGAAUCUAG